Messenger RNA from Drosophila eugracilis, 838 nucleotides. Its product is annotated as tetratricopeptide repeat protein 12. The record is from RefSeq and is a predicted model, not a curated record. The transcript has 4 exons. Gene Ontology annotation, molecular function: protein binding. Lineage: Eukaryota; Metazoa; Arthropoda; Insecta; Diptera; Drosophilidae. Bases 1 to 684 code for a protein of 227 amino acids.
AUGUACUCCCUGCAGCACCCGCAAAUCGAUGAAAGCUUUCUGGACUCCGAAUCAACAGUUGAGGAAGUGGUCAGGUUGCUGGAAAACCUUCAAGUUCCAAAGGAGGAAGAUGACGAAGGGCAACAAAAAGUUGAAAAGAGUCCCAAAACUAUGAAAAUGACAGAGGAAAAUUUUAUAAUCACUGAAAGGAAAAACUCUUCUACUGUUAUUACUGCACCCGAAGAUAAUGUUUCCAAGGAAAGAUCAAGGCCUAGAACUUUCAAGCGUUUCGACAGGACUAAGGAUAGAUUUCCCUUUAUGCGUCAGGUGGAAAUGGAUCUGGAUCAGCGUUCUAAAGCUCGCUUAGAAAGAGAACGAGUGGCCCAAAACUUUCGAAAAUUAGGAAAUGCUGAGUAUCGAAAGGGUAACUACGAAGCAGCCAUGCACAUGUACACCGAAGCCAUUGAAAAUAUCCGGGACAGUUACAUCCUCUACAUAAAUCGAGCUCUCUGCUUCAUCAAAUCUGGCAAAUUCAAGCGGGGCAUAGUCGACUGCGAUUUCGUUCUGAACAAGCUGGAUGAGAAGAACCUGAGGGCGUGGAUGUACCGGGCCAUGGCCUACAAAGGCCUCAAAGACGAGUCCAACUUCGAGAACUGUGUUAAAUAUGCCCAGCAAAUUCAAUUCCAAGCAGAUGGAGUUCAUUGAUGAUUUCCUGGAAAAGCUAAAAUAAGAUUUGGGAGUGGAUGAUGAAUAUUUAGGGAUUCGGAAUCUUCGGCAAUGCUUUUAAAGUAGGCUAAGAAUAAGUUCAAUCUCACCCUGAGUAAGACGUUUCUUAAACUUUAAGAUGAUUCUUUAAUAU